This is a messenger RNA of Cercospora beticola, 1260 nucleotides long. RefSeq lists its product as uncharacterized. Lineage: Eukaryota; Fungi; Ascomycota; Dothideomycetes; Mycosphaerellales; Mycosphaerellaceae. The record is from RefSeq and is a predicted model, not a curated record.
AUGGAGCUUCGUCGGAUAGCUCGAGAGCCCAUCGCUGCCGUGCUGCGACCGACAGCGAUCAUCCACCCAUCGAGGCCCAUUGUGCAGUCCUCCGCCGUCACACCCCCCAUCGCGCGCCGCCCACUUUCACACCGCAGCAGUCCGCCGGCACCAAGGGCAGGUUCGCAGCAUGCACGCAUCCAGCAGAUCCGCCAGCUGGCCACUGCGAGCACGCAGCCCCCGCCAAAGCCAUACACAGCUCCGGAUCUGAACAAGAUCCACCGCCGCGUACAGGAACUCUCGUCGUCGGUACUCCAACCCGGACCCGGCACACUACCCGCCGAGGAACGAGUCCUGUAUACAUUGGAGCAGCUGGAAUACCUGGCCAAGGUCGUCUUGGAGGAGCGAGGUGCCGAUAGCAAUCCACGAGCCCACGCAAAGGAGCAGAAGGAGACGGCGACAUCAGCACUGCUGGGCAGCGUCAACGCGAGAUCAUACCCUGCUGUUAUCAGCAAGGCAAGCAUCUUGAACGUGAUCAGCGAGAGUGCCGAGCAGAUAGCUCGCGAUCCCAAUGUCUUCGUGACACCCGCCAUCCUCGAGGCAUAUGUACAGCUUCAGAGCUUGCUUCACCAGCCUUCGUCGUUUCCCGAUAUCUUCCACCUUUACAGCAACAAGCCGAUUCCUAGCCUCAAAGGGAGCCAGGUCAUCUACUCGCCCGCUUCGCCGGACCAGAUAAAAUCGGCUAUCCCUUCGGACGUUGCCAAAGAGGCAUUGGGCGCAGCCAUCGAGGCACAUCAACUGCCUCUGGCGAUCGAUAUCAUUUCCACUUCAUAUUGCACGCCAUCCUUCAAGAAGGCGAAAACUUUCAAACAGGCUGCUAUUCCAAUGGCAGGCUUGGGAAUUGCACCUAUUGCGGCCUAUACACUCUCGACGCAAUUCUCCAAUUUGCAGCAAACAAUGGACACCGGGACAGCCACGGGGAUUGCAUUUGCAGGCAUCAUGACUUACGUCGGCGCUGUUGCCAUGACAGGAUAUGUUGCUGUCACCACGUCCAAUGACCAGAUGGACCGCGUAACAUGGGCGAGUGGAGUGCCAUUGUGGGAGCGAUGGGUGAGAGAAGAAGAGAGGGCUGCAAUUGAUCGGCUGGCCGGCGCAUGGGGGUUCAAAGAUCUGGACAAGCGCGGCGAAGAGGAAGGUGAAGAGUGGGAGGCUCUGCGGGACUGGGUGGGCACCAGAGGCAUGGUUCUCGACCGCGUGAGCUUGAUGCCUGGAAUGGAGUAA